UCCCCCGCCCCGCUCUCGCGCUGGGUAUAGAGUCAGACGAGGUACGCGGCGUCUUUAAUAUUUAAAGCUGUUUAUUGUUAAUUUUUAAAUAGAUUUAAAAAUUUUACAGCCAUGCCGAGCCUCUCGAAGACGGUGGGCAGCAAGAGGGAAGAGCGCGCCGUGGGAUACAUGAGCCGCUUCGCGCUGGAGCGAGACGAAAGCUCGGACGCCGGCAGCAGCCUUUCCGCUACCGAGGACGAUGACGCCUCCUCGGAGCUUGAUGAGACUGAUUGUGAAAGGAGAAGGAUGGAGUGUCUGGACGAGAUGUCUGAUUUGGAGCAACAAUUUAUGGACAUCAGAGACCAUAGGCUUUACCGUGAGCGCCUCAACCAGGUGGACAGCAAACUGGAAGAGGUGACGGCAGAGAGGGGGCCAGAGUACAUGGAGCCCCUCAAUGCCCUGAGACGAAACAUGGAGAUCCGCACAGAGGUGGCAGGCGUCUACAGAGAAUUGUGCCUCAUUGGUGUAAAAAACAAGCAUGAGUGUGAGAAGCAGGCAGCCAUGCAAAACCUGCAGAAUGAAAAGGUACUUGUGUUUGAAGCUCUGCGUGGGGAUCUUGAAGAAAGAAUCCGCCGUCUGGAGGAGGAUCGAUGCAAUGCAGACAUCACAUCUGAACAAUGGGGUGAUGACGCGCCCUCCAAGUGGAACAAACGAAAGUCCGAUGUCUUUGGUGCUGCGAAACGAAAGAAGCCCGUGACUGUCGCAAGCCCGUACAUUGUCUACAUGCUGAAGGAGGUGGAUAUACUGGAAGACUGGACUGCAAUCAAAAAGUGCUACAACAACCACUACCCGCACUGGAGGGGCAUUGGUCAAGAGAACAGGUGGAACCAAGACUGAGCAACUUUGAAGGACUUAAAGAAAGGAUGUUCCUUCCCCGAUUACUGGGCAUGCCGGGAUGCUAUAUUACGUUGAGUGUGUGUUUUUGACAUGGGGGUGGGGGGCGAAACAAUCGCGUUGAUUUGUGUGCCUACCAGAAAACUAAGUGUUUGGCAUGUGCUGUAUUAGGAGGGCUCCCCCCCCCCCCACUCCUCUCACUGAUCAUAACCCAUUGUAUAGGCAUGCGGGUUCUAUUAAUGGCGAUAUGCUGUGCAUUUUGUGCCAUUGUGCUGUCAUUCACAAGAGCUGUGCACUGCACAUGUUGGAGGGUGCAGUUGCUCACUUGUUUUCCCACGGGAGACUUUCGCUAUAUGAGAAUCUGUUUUAAUAGUGAGCUGUAAGUACGGUUGUAUUUCUUUUGCCUGCCGCACACGGGUCAAUAUUUGUACGCGUUCAUUCAAUGUAGUUGCUAGUCUUUGUAAGUGUUGAAAAUGGUGCUGAGUUGUGCAUUUCCCAACAUUUUGAAGCCCUUUAAAGACAUUUCAGGGAAUGGAAAUUAAUCCAUUGCAUUAUGCCCUUGGAAAUUUUGGUAAGGACCAACACACCAGUAGGUUUAGUAAACUAAUGUCAAGUAAGGCAGAGGUUGCAGUAGAACUUUCACCUGAAACCAAUUGAGGCCAACACGUGAAACUUAAUGGCAUAAUUAACUACUUUGAAUUUGGUAGGAAAUUAUGCUUAAAUUAUUGAUUUUGUGAUUCAUGUAUAGAUGUGCAGUGUUUUACGUGUGUAAAUAGCCAUUUUGACAUUGGUAUAUUCAUUCUUGUGCAGUAUAAACAUUUUUAUGCAAUGCAGUUUUUAAAAAAAGAAGUGGUUUUUUUUCAACUAUCGAGGUAAUGUUGAGAAUUUAUUUUCACAGCUAAGUCAGCUUUGUUUAGGAAUGACCUGAUUGGAUUAUAUUGAGAUAUAUAUAUAUAUGCAGCCAUUGUGAGGAUUUGUGUUGCAGUUACAUUUUGUUGGUGCACCGUUGAGAUUUUGCAUUCAAACCUGACCGACGAUUAUGAUCCGAAGUGUCGCCGAUUGAUUAUCUCAGCCGGUCACGAAUGACAGCACGCCAAAAAAACCUCCAUGACAUUACAUUUGAGCGUUCGUUUAAAUCGGAUGAAUUCUUUCUCCUUAGACUCAGACAUUUCAUUUUACUUGGCAUGCGAUGAGCACUCGUUGCAAAUCAUUUAAAAGGUGUGCCUCUCGUGCGGAUAAGAAGUAGUUCUUGAACAUUUUUCAGGGCCAUUCUAUGAAUUUAACAUAGAAAUAUCGUCUCGUAACAAUGCCAAUACCGCAAUUGGAUUGUUACUGUGAGUAAAAAGCAAACAAUUGCAAGAAACUUUUAUUUAAAACUAAUUAAAUAGUAAAACGGGUAGAGAGCAGCCGUUUUGAAGCAAGAUGAAUAUAAUAAAUAGAAAAUAAUUACAUUUGACAAGAUGAAAUAGAGCUGAUCUUGUUACAAAAGUUGUCACCAGUGUUGCCCUGCUCGUACAAACGAUGGUGCUCAUUCCUGUCCUUUGGGCCUGCGGGAAAUUCCACAUUUUCAAUGCAUGACUCAGUAUCUUGGAGAACACCCACCAUGGGAAUGAUAACGCGGUUAUGUAUUCUAUCAUAAUAUAAAAAGGGCGAUAUAUUCACGAAAAAAGUCCAUGGCUAUGGCAUUGGCUCGUGUUCAUUUAAAACCGAAACAAAAGUCUUGUCAAACUGCAUUGAAAUCAUAGCCUCAUCGUCCUUUUGAAUGACCCAAGUAACUAGUUUCAAACGUUUUUUUUAUUUUAAUUAUGGGUUGUAAUACUGACAAAUGGAUUAACCUUGAAAGUGAAAAUGAGCAAAGCUAUUUUUAUAAAUUGCGUGGCCAUUUCGUGUAACCGUUUAGCAAAUGUUUUUUUCCCCCUUUCCUCUUUUAAGCGGGAAUAGCUUGUGACCCCGUGUGUGUGCACCAUGUGUAUUAUCUCGUACGUAAUAUUAGUGUCUGUUUACAGUCGCCAGCAAUGGCACGAACGUGUGCAAUAUGACGGGCCCGGUGAAGUGUAUUUAAUGUGGACUUGGUGGUGAUGGUGAACUCCGUCUUGGAAAGAGAAGUCAUCCGAUCAAAUAAGUUCGUCAUGUAAUCUGUUUAACUGUUUAUACCAUAUUUGAAUAAUGAGAUACAAGUAUAGAGUGUACCGUAAUACAUUUCAUUAGUUGGUAGACGAUUUUGCUUUGAGUCACGUCAAGUAUAGUUAGAUUGUGAGUGUACGUCACAUAUAACACGAUGUAACACAAUUUUGUUCCUGGGUACUAAUUCUUAUUUUUUUUUAUUGCGUGUGCCUAAAAAGUAUAUCAAAUGGAUAGUAUUCCCUACUAACUUUGCUUUUGUGACCAGGACUUUAUGGGAACGAAAGACACAAAUUCGCCCGUUUUCUCAUUGAAAAUAGGUACAUUUCAAAAUAUCACUGUCCUGGUCACAAAAGCAAAGUUUGUGGGGAAUAAUAGCCAUGUUCUGUACUUUUGAGGCAUACGCAAUUAGGAAAUAACACUACCCAAGAACAAAAAAAAUGUUGUGUUACACAGCGUAUAAUUACCGCGGUAAGUUUACUAACCAAUAAAGUACUGACGAAGAAAUGCUGACCUCCCAAGUUGGGAGGUGGCUGAUGUGUUAUUGGCCACGGGAAGAGGACAAGGUUGGCUGGUGAUGGCGUGAGCCCUGCAAUUGCGGUGCAGAGGGAGUGGUUGCGCUGGUGCUACUUUACCAGGAGACGUUACUUAUUGGCCUUUUCCAUCACUCGAUGAAUUGCCGUGGGUUCGGGGCAGAGAUCGCAAACGGGUUUUGAUUCCUUACCUGUGCCCGGCCGCACCAGGGUCGCAAACGGGUACCCGUACCCGGCCGUACCCGUACCCUACCCGUACCCAGCCGGGUACAGGGUAUCGGGUACCUGAUUGCGACCUCUGGGAUGAAGCCAUGUUGCAGGCGCGGGUGGGUUGAUUCUAGGAACUUGAAUUGUGAGAAGAGACAAGACGUUGGGAAAUGAGUGACAAACAGUUACUCACCAGUGACUCACGGCCUACCCGUACCCGGCAGCACCAGGGUCGCAAACGGGUACCCGUACCCUGCCGGGUAGCCGGGUAUCGGGUAGGGUACGGGUAUCGGGUACCCGGUUGCGACCUCUGGUUCGGGGUGACAAUUCGUUUUGCUCACUGCCGCGCACAUUUUUCUUGUAUGUAUCUCGGUUGUGCUUUGCAGCCCCCUGCCGCUUGUUUUCACUUCGUUGUACCCCGCUGUGCGUGCCGUUUCGACGCAGUGCUCGGAUGUUCCUCUCCAUGUGGCUUGGGGAGCAAUUCCGGAAGCUCCCAGCCACGUGGAGCAAAAACGUCAAGACGGUCCUAAUAACAACAACAGCACGCGUGCUACAAACGAAACCUGUGUGGUGUGCGUCGACUCUGUAAUGCUGCAGAUUUCCACCAAUCGAGUCGCGUGCGUGAAUUGAAGAUAGUGCGUUCUUGCACACAAUGGCACGGAGUGCUACAGUGGGUAGUUGAAGAACGCUUUGUUAAUUGGUGAAUUGUUAAGCGCAAAAGCCUCGUUAUUUGUCUGGACGGAGAUGGUGGUACAAUGUUACGAGGCUGUUGUAAUGUCAUGCAGGGGAGAGGUGGUGGGCGCAACAAGUGUGUACACGUGCAGCCGUUUUGUAUGGGGACCUCCCCAAGCCGCUUGGGCCGCGGGGGUUAUUCGAGAAAACUUCCAACGCUGUGUCGGUGCAGGUUGGUUAACGGCAGGGCUCCUAUACGCGGGAUCAUAUGAAGGACGGUACAACAAUGGGAAUGUUCUGCGAUGCUGCUGCGAACAUGCUUUGUCGGCCAUGCACGUCACUCGACGAGCACAGCUUGGCUUUCUCGGAGCUGACGAGAUCCGGCGCAUGCCGGGCGAUUUGGUGAUGUUCUCCAAAUGUCGUGCGCGUAAGAGCGGUGGUUGUUCACCCCGGGGGGCACGUGGCAAUGUCCCGCGGGGUUACGCGAGUUGGCUUAUAAAUUCGUGAAAUUGUGUCGUGAGAGUCGUUGGUGAGCAAUUUUGUAUGACUGCCAAUGUAAAAUAACUAUGAUAAAAUGUAAAUCCAGAUGGUUCCCUGGAACGAUAUGAAAGACGGUUGAACACGCAGUAGGAGGAGGCUUUCGCGACCAAUAUCAUCCAUAAUAGAGGUUUUU
Molecule: messenger RNA, 5079 nt
Organism: Lethenteron reissneri (Far Eastern brook lamprey)
Lineage: Eukaryota; Metazoa; Chordata; Hyperoartia; Petromyzontiformes; Petromyzontidae
Product: breast cancer metastasis-suppressor 1-like protein-A
Source: RefSeq, a predicted model, not a curated record